ACAACAUCUCAAUAAGUCCUUGUAAUCACGUUCAGUCAAUUCCAGAGUUUCCAAUUUCAUUCCUCUGGGUAUCUUGAGACGUCAAUUUAGCUCAACAAAGGUCCUGCAAAAGAGCGCCAACUCUCCUCCCAAGCUGACCUGAGUAACGUCCAUUCGACCAAGUUGCAACCACCAUGGCACCCAACAUGUCCCUAUUCGCGGUCAACGCGAUCUUGAUCCUCUCGCCGGACGACAAUUCUCGUAUCCUAGCCAAGUACUACUCCGCGCCUCACCCGCCAGCCGGCGCUGCCCCACACGCGACCAACUACCCUGGCGCAAACCCGUACCCGCAGCUCAAGGACCAAAAGGCGUUUGAGAAGGGCCUGCUGGAAAAGACGGCCAAGCACACGAGCGACGUGAUACUGUACGACAACCGGGUAGUCGUUUUCAAGAGCGAGGGCGAUGUCAUGUUCUACGUUGUUGGUGGAGCCGACGAGAACGAGAUAUUACUGUACAAUGUGGUCGUCGCGCUGCGAGACUCGCUGAACAUUCUCCUAAAAGCAUCAAUCGACAAGCGCACCAUUAUCGAAAACUACGACCUCGUCGCCCUCGCCAUUGACGAGCUCGUUGACGACGGGAUCAUUCUUGAGACGGAUCCCCUGGUCGUUGCCUCCCGUGUCAGCAAGCCCCCUGCUCAGGACAUCAACGUCAAGGGCAUCGAUCUGUCUGAACAAGGGUUGAUGAAUGCUUGGGAAUUCGGAAAGAUGAAGUUGAGCGAGAGACUGCGGCAGGGUCUGUAAAAGACUGCGCAACUGGGUCAUUAUCAUGCGUCAUUCUUCAAUCCAUCUUCUGUCGGGUAUGACAUUAAGAUACAUUUGUACACCAUUGUCAUUUGUUGACUGGAUUGCCGUCAGUUGAAUUAUCCUUUCCUAUUUCAAUUCCCGUCUUGAUAGAGUACUUUGGCGUUUUGGGAGCAACAGAAACUCUUUGUGGGUGUUUUUUUUUUUUCUGAUCCAUGACAUUCAUGUCUUUAAAAAUAUAUUUACUUGAUUCCAUUUCGCAUUUGUUGGUUCAAAUUCUGGUCUCAUUGGCGACCGCGGAGAUUGUAUUGUACCAGAGACUCAUGUCAAAGCCCGAUGUGACACGUACAAGUGCAAGAUCGUUCUGGGAAAUAUUCCUUCCAGGCCCGGGGUUUUAUUCUAUAUUCCUGUAAUAUGUAUAGUGCGAUCGAAGAAUGAUUUCUUAUCAUACUGUACAAGGAUAUAUACACACAAAUGCUUC
This is a messenger RNA of Xylona heveae TC161, 1260 nucleotides long. RefSeq names its product vesicle coat component. The transcript has 2 exons. The record is from RefSeq and is a predicted model, not a curated record. Gene Ontology annotation, cellular component: COPI vesicle coat. NCBI's taxonomy places the organism in Eukaryota, Fungi, Ascomycota, Xylonomycetes, Xylonales, Xylonaceae. Bases 174 to 779 code for a protein of 201 amino acids. Gene Ontology annotation, biological process: intracellular protein transport; intra-Golgi vesicle-mediated transport; retrograde vesicle-mediated transport, Golgi to endoplasmic reticulum.